Messenger RNA from Elgaria multicarinata webbii, 5507 nucleotides. RefSeq names its product multiple EGF like domains 6 (gene MEGF6). The transcript is spliced from 37 exons. Gene Ontology annotation, molecular function: scavenger receptor activity; calcium ion binding; protein binding. The record is from RefSeq and is a predicted model, not a curated record. NCBI's taxonomy places the organism in Eukaryota, Metazoa, Chordata, Lepidosauria, Squamata, Anguidae. Bases 433 to 5124 code for a protein of 1563 amino acids.
GUUUUUGCAGAAUUCCAGACUCUGCCGCUCCCCCCCUCCAACUUUACCCCAAAAAGUGGGUGGGGCUAGGACAUUCCAAAGCCUCUGAUUGGCAACGCGGAGGCUUUAAAUGAUUUGGAGGGCUGCUUGCGGUGGCUGGAAGGAGGAGCUUUGUUGGAGCCUGUUGCUCGCGCGGAGACAGCGGCGCGUGAAAGCUGGAGAAAAUUGCCUUGAUCGGUCGUUUUCUCCAGCUGCCGCCGCUACCGCCGCACAAGCGCCUCCCAUUCAAAGCCCUCCGGAUCCAGCCGAUCCCGGCGAAGCGCGGCGGCCACCCCGCUCGUAAGUUCCCCGAUGCCAACUUCUGUCCUGCUCGCUGCCCUUCUGCAGCGCCAACCUGGCACUGGGAGCUGAAGUUCUGCAGCCGGCGGCUCUCCUCUCCAUCGUCCCGCCGAGAUGGACCCGAGCAGAGCGUGGCUUUUGUGUAUCCUUUGCAACCUGGUGGCCGCGCCGGCCGCAUCUGUGCAACUUCGGCAAGGCAUGCCAAAUGUAUGUCCUGAACAAGAACUAGCAAUGGUGGGACACCAUCAACCGUGUGUUCAAGCUUUCACCCGUAUGGUGAAGACGUGGAAGCAGGACUGUGCAGCGUCAAGAUGGUGCAUGGGUUAUGAAAGAAGGACAGGCUAUUAUACCAUCUAUAAACAAGUAUACAGCAUGGAACAGCACACUGUCUUUAAGUGUUGCCCGGGAUGGGGCAGGAAGAGUGACGACGAACCUGGAUGCCUACAAUCUUUUUGCUCUGCUGGUACUUGCUUCAAUGGAGGGAAAUGCUCUGAAGGGAUAUCCCAAGUCUGCCAGUGUUCAAUGGGGUUUCAAGGCCCACGUUGCCAGUAUGAUGUAAAUGAGUGUGCCAUUGAGAAUGGAGGCUGUGAGGACCAAUGCUGCAACACAUUUGGGAGCUACUACUGCAAAUGCCCUGAUGGCCAGAAACUGGGGGAAGACGGGACAUCAUGUGAAGAUAUUGAUGAGUGUGCUAUAAGGAAUGGUGGCUGCCAGCAGAGCUGCAUGAACACUCCGGGUUCCUACCACUGUGAAUGUGAUGCAGGUUAUAGACUUCAUACUGAUGGACGCACCUGUUUAACUGUGAAUUCCUGUGCCGUCAAUAAAGGAGGCUGUGAACAUGAGUGUAUACAGAUCAGUGAAGAUCGCUACCGGUGUCAAUGUCAUGCAAACUACCACCUGAAGAGAGAUGGGAAGCAUUGUGAAAAAAUUGACCCUUGUGCAAGUAGAAAUGGAGGGUGUUUACAUAUCUGCCGAAAUGAGAGUGGACUUGCAAAAUGUGAAUGCUAUUCCGGAUACUACCUUUUUGCAGAUGGCAAGUCUUGCACAGAUGUUGAUGAGUGUGCAGAGGGGACCGCUGGGUGUUCUCAUCGCUGUGCAAACACCCUAGGAUCUUUCGCAUGCUUUUGCAAUCCUGGUUUUGAGCUCGGGGCUGAUGGAAGGCAAUGCUACCGUAUUGAAAUGGAAAUUGUCAACAGCUGUGAAGACAACAAUGGAGGUUGUUUUCAUCACUGUGAGCACUCCACCAAUGGACCAGUCUGCUCAUGUAACCAAGGUUAUCUCUUGGAUUCAGAUGGAAAGUCAUGCAAAGAUUUGGAUGAAUGUGAGACUGGAGAUACCUGCUGUUCGCAGUUCUGCAUCAACUACGUUGGAGGCUAUGAGUGCAGCUGCAAGGCAGGGUUCCGGCUUCAUAUGGACGGGUGCGGGUGUGAUGAUGUGGAUGAGUGCCUUGCGGACACUGAUGGCUGUGACCAACACUGCAUUAAUUCUUUGGGUUCUUAUGAAUGUAUGUGCGAGGAGGGAUACAGGCUCAGCAGUGCCAACAGACAGUCUUGCAUCUCAUUAGAUGAAGAUGAGCUGGAAGAAGAAGAGCUAGAGGUCUCCAGGCUUCCUGACCUUCGCUUUAGAAGACCACCUCAGCUUCUUCAUUUGAGUACCUCACUAGAUUCCUUCUAUGAUGAUCAGGAAGAAGAUAUUCGUGGAGAACUCACUCUUGUGCACAAAGUUGUUUGCCUGGAUAACAUGUUUGGAAAUGACUGCAGCUUAAGUUGCUCUGAUUGUAUGAACAGAGGGAAAUGCAACAGUGGGAACAGUAGCUGUGACUGCCCACCUGGAUGGACUGGCAUAAUCUGUAAUGAAACCUGCUCCACAGGGACAUAUGGGAAAGAUUGCAGCAGCCUAUGCAAGUGUCAGAACGGAGGCUCCUGCGACCCUGUAACAGGGCAGUGUCGUUGUCCACCAGGAAUUAAUGGAAAGUUUUGCGAAGAUGGCUGCCCCAAAGGACGAUUUGGGAAGCACUGUAACAAGAAAUGUAAUUGUGUCAACGACGGAUACUGCCACAGAUUGUACGGAGCCUGUUUGUGUGACCCAGGGCUGUAUGGUCGCUUCUGCCAUCUGACCUGUCCCAAAUGGGUCUUCGGAGCCGGCUGUUCAGAGGAGUGCCAAUGUUUAAAGGAGAACACCCUUGACUGUGAUCCCAGAAAUGGUAUUUGCACCUGCAAACCAGGCUAUGAAGGAAGCAAGUGUCAAAAAGAGUGCUCGCCUGGUUUCUAUGGGGCAGCCUGUCAACAGAGAUGCAGCUGUCCUGACGCUUCCUUGUGUGACCAUGAAACCGGAGACUGCAGUUAUCCGUGUCCUGCAGGAUUCUAUGGAGAAAAGUGCCACUUCCACUGCCCUGAUGGUUUCUGGGGUGUGAACUGUCAUUUUGCCUGUGGACCCUGUGAGAAUGGAGGGCAGUGUAACAAAGUGACUGGCACGUGCGAAUGCCCAUCUGGAUACACUGGAAAAUAUUGUAAUGCUUCUUGUCCCGCUGGUUACCAUGGAAAGAAAUGCUUGCUGCAAUGCAGCUGUAAUAUCAGUGCUCCGUGUAACCCCAUCACUGGCGAAUGCACAUGUCCCCUGGGUUGGGUCGGCCGUGACUGCAAGCAGCCUUGUGAUACUGGUUACUGGGGACAGCUCUGUAGAAACUCAUGUGACUGCAAUAACAGCGCUGAUGGCUGUGACCCCGUUACUGGAAUUUGCUUCUGUGAAGCGGGAUAUACCGGGAAACGGUGCGAGCAGAGGUGCCCCAAGGGAACCUUUGGCCUAGGCUGUAAAUAUAGCUGCUGGUGCAAGAACGGAGCUACCUGUGACCAUGUGAGCGGAGCCUGUACUUGUGCAGCUGGCUGGACGGGAACUUUUUGUGAGAAAGCUUGUCCAGAUGGCUUUUUUGGUCUCGACUGUCACCAGGUAUGUGACUGCAAGCAUGGAGCUGCCUGUGAUCACAUUGUUGGAACCUGCCAGUGCCUCCCUGGCUGGAUAGGACCCAAGUGUGACCAACCUUGUCAGGAUAACAGUUACGGACAAGGCUGCAGUAAGAGUUGCAAUUGCAAGAAUGGAGCGCUCUGUGAUCACGUCACUGGGGCAUGUAUAUGCGCAGCAGGGUGGACAGGAGCAGUCUGUCAGGAAGCUUGCCCUCCAGGUUUGUAUGGCAAAAACUGCCUACAGCGCUGCCUCUGUCAAAACCGGGCUACUUGUAAUCACGUGACCGGACAGUGCAUCUGCCCAAAAGGUUGGACUGGAGUAGCCUGUGAACUGGAGUGUGAACCUGGGAAGUACGGUGAGAAGUGCCAACGGAACUGUAGAUGUAGCAAUGGUGGGAUUUGUGAUCAUCAUUCAGGGAAAUGCACCUGCCAUCCAGGUUGGAUUGGGGACCAUUGUGACACUGCUUGCCCAGCUGGAUCCUUUGGUGAGCGGUGUGAGGGACAAUGCGAUUGUGUGCACAGCUAUUCCUGCCAUCACCAGACUGGAGUGUGUCACUGUGAAAAAGGGUGGAGAGGAAAACAGUGUGACAAGCCUUGCUUGCCUGGCACCUAUGGCAAUGAUUGCAUUGAGCAUUGCAAAUGUCCUUCAGGCGUCCCUUGUCACCAUGUGAAUGGAGAGUGUGGAUGCCCUCCAGGUUUUGUGGGCAGCAGUUGUGAAAUAACUUGUCUGCCAGGCACAUACGGAGAGAACUGUAACCAAGCAUGUCAGUGCUCUGGAAAGAAUGAAGAGUGCCACCAUGUCACAGGCCAGUGUGGCUGCCUGCCGGGUUACUACGGAAACCACUGUGACCUUCGAUGUCCGAAAGGUACAUAUGGCCCGUUCUGCAGGAAAACAUGCCAAUGCCUGAAUGGAGGGCAUUGUGACAUUGUGACAGGAACCUGCGACUGUCCUCCUGGCUUCAUUGGAGCAGAUUGUGGUCAAUCUUGUCCAGAGCAUCACUACGGGAAGGACUGCGCCUCCUUCUGCUCCUGCAGCAAAGGACGUUGUGACUCGGUGACUGGGAAGUGCUACUGUCCAGCUGGCCGAAUUGGACCAAAUUGCCUUCAAUUGUGUCCCCAGGGAAGAUAUGGCCCCCACUGUCAACUAAAAUGUAGGUGUAAGAAUGGUGGUAUCUGUGAUCCUGCGAAUGGGACUUGUACUUGUGGACUUGGCUGGACAGGAAGCUAUUGUGAGAAAGAAUGCGCUCCUGGAAAAUAUGGCUUUGAUUGCCAGCUACAUUGUGCUUGUCAGAAUAAUGGAACUUGCAACAGGUUUACUGGGUGCUGUCAGUGUACAGAAGGUUAUUUUGGACAUUCUUGUGAACAUACUUGCCCUUCUGGAUUUUAUGGUCUCAACUGCCGAUACCCAUGCAACUGCAAAAAUGGAGCCACAUGUCUCAAAGUGACUGGGCAGUGUAUUUGUCCUCCAGGUUUUCAAGGUGUACAAUGUGAAAAAGGUUGUCCUCCUGGGAGGUUUGGGGACAAAUGUCAACACCACUGUGAGUGUGAAGGGUCAGCUCAGUGUGAUCCAGUUACUGGAAAGUGCCUUUGCCCACCUGGCAUGACGGGAGACAGGUGUGAUGUUGAAUGUAUGCCAAGCAAAUAUGGUCCCAACUGUUCUCAGCAGUGUCGGUGUGCCAACAAAUCCCAAUGUGAUGUGCGAAAUGGGAGAUGCGCUUGUUUUUCCAAGUGGAUGGGGCCAACUUGCGAAGAAGGUGGCCCUUCAAAACUUCCUUCUUAUGAAGAACAUUCUCAGGAGAAAUGGAAUACUUUUUCAAGAUUGCCACAACAGGAAUACUUGGGCUAAUAAAUGAACUGUUUUAUAUGCACAGGCGGUAUUUAACUUUGGAAAUGAGAGCUGCUAUUCAUUUCAGCUUGAACUGUACUGAAAAAUUCACACUUCUUCAUGCAAGUCCACAGUGUCCAUUAAGUGGCUGGAUCCCUUUUAAAACUUUGCAGCUCCGUUCUGUUUAUUUAUUCUUGACCUCCGGCUUCCUUCUAAUUAAUCCAUUCUCAGUAUCCUUUCCAAGUGUCCAUCCCACAUCUUUUUACAGCUGCAAAGUACAGAAAAUUUCUCAUCUUUCUCCUCAAACAUAUUAGAGAGGUCCUUAUUCGAGUAGAAGGAUUGUAAGGUCUUGCUUUCUAAAGAAACUGCAUCAAGAGAUCUGUAUACAGGAUAUUAUUAUUAUU